This is a messenger RNA of Polypterus senegalus (gray bichir), 969 nucleotides long. Its product is annotated as hydroxycarboxylic acid receptor 2-like. The record is from RefSeq and is a predicted model, not a curated record. Gene Ontology annotation, molecular function: G protein-coupled receptor activity. Bases 1 to 969 code for a protein of 322 amino acids. Lineage: Eukaryota; Metazoa; Chordata; Cladistia; Polypteriformes; Polypteridae. The transcript has a single exon. Gene Ontology annotation, biological process: G protein-coupled receptor signaling pathway. Gene Ontology annotation, cellular component: membrane.
AUGGAAAACGGUUCGUGCUGUGUGUUUCCAGAAGCAGUACUGGACACUGUCUUGCCGCCUGUGCUAAUUGCAGAGUUUGUUUUAGGGCUAAUUGGUAAUAGUGUGGGUUUAUGGAUGUUUUUCUUUCACAUGAAAACCUGGAAACCAAACAGCAUUUACCUCCUAAACCUUGCAAUGGCAGACACAGUGGUAAUGUUCUGUCUUCCUUUCCGUACUGAUUACUACAUGAGAGGGAAAAACUGGGUGUAUGGUGACAUACCUUGUCGGAUUUUGCUCUUCAUGCUUGCAGCAAACAGAGCUGCUGGUAUUUUUUUUCUUACAGCUGUUGCAGUGGAUCGCUACUUAAAAAUUGUACACCCACUAAAUAAAAUCAACAAGAUAAGUCUUAAGCAAGCUGUGCUUGCUUCCUGCGGCUUGUGGUUGCUCAUCGUGGCAAUGACUGCUUACCUACUCGGAGAGCCCCACUUUUUCAUCCAAAACAACAAGACACAGUGUGAAAGUUUCAACAUCUGUCCAGGCACCAACCCUACAGCAACAUGGCACAACGCUUUUUAUGUGAUUCAGUUUCUUGUACCUGUGUGCAUCAUAAGCUACAGUACCAUCCGUAUUACAUGGCAGCUGAGAAGCAAAACAAUAGACAAACAUGGCAAAAUAAAGAGAGCUGUACAGUUUGUUAUGGCAGUUGCUAUUGUGUUUGCCAUUUGUUUCUUUCCAAGCAGCAUGUCAAGAAUCUCUGUGUGGAUCCUGAAAGCUCAGUACUCUGAAUGCAGUUACUUUCGACAAGCCAAUCUGGCUUUCUACACCUCAGUAUGCUUCACUUACUUUAACAGUGUACUAAACCCUGUUGUGUAUUACUUCUCAAGUCCUUCAUUUAGUGGAUUAUUUAAAAAUCUAUUUAACAAAAUAACAGGCAAAGAAGCUGAAAUGAGUGAUGAACAAGUAAACACUUGCUCCACGAUGCCAACAUAA